Fusarium keratoplasticum is the source of this 1158-nucleotide messenger RNA. RefSeq names its product Pyr-redox-2 domain-containing protein. Lineage: Eukaryota; Fungi; Ascomycota; Sordariomycetes; Hypocreales; Nectriaceae. The transcript has a single exon. Bases 1 to 1158 code for a protein of 385 amino acids. Gene Ontology annotation, molecular function: electron-transferring-flavoprotein dehydrogenase activity; flavin adenine dinucleotide binding. The record is from RefSeq and is a predicted model, not a curated record. Gene Ontology annotation, cellular component: cytoplasm.
AUGCCCAAGAACUUUGUCAUUCUAGGUGCAGGCCUGACUGGCCUUCCUCUGGCUCACUAUGUUCUCAAACAUUAUGCCACCAAACAUGACCUCAAAGUCAUCCUCGUCUCGCGAUCCGACGAAUUCUAUUGGAACAUAGCAACUCCGAGGGCUGCUAUACCCGGCCAGUUCACCGAUGAUCAAGUCUUCUUCUCAAUCCCCAAGGCGUUUUCCAAGUACCCCUCUCAGAUAUUCGAGUUUGUUCUCGGAAAUGUCGAGGCCUGGGAUCCAGAUGAAAACUCGGUCGCCGUGAACCAAACUAAUGGGCAAACACGGGUGCUUCACUACGAUACUAUCCUUGUGGCCACUGGCAGUGACUACGUCGACAACAUGCCUUGGAAGCUAGUUGGAACAUCUCAGGAAACCCGUGGAUCCCUCGCCAAAUUACGGGAUGCAGUGGACAAGGCCAAAUCGAUCGUCGUGGGCGGUGGAGGUCCGACGGGCGUUGAGUUUGCUGGUGAACUUGGUCAUGAGUAUGCAAAGGCAGGCAAGAAGGAGGUGACACUAGUUAUCACCGACAAACUCCCCCUCGAGGCCAAAAACCUUGAGGCGACACGACAGGCAGCCAAGAGGGAGCUUGAGAAGCUCAAGGUGAAGGUUAUUCCGAGUGCCAGAGUUACAAACACCACUCACAAGGACGGAGGAGGAAGUAUCCUGGAGCUCACAAAGGCCGAUGGGACCAAGGAGGUGCUCGAGACGGAUUUGUUCGUGCCUACUUGGGGCAUCACCUUCAACACCUUCUUUGCACCCUCUUCCCUACUCGAACCAAACGGCCGCCUCAAAGUGACAUCCUCUCUCCGCGCUCCAGGCUACGACAACGUUUUCCUAGCCGGCGACGCCGCAAACGCCGACUCGUACGCCGCCACCAUUAGGGAACCUCAGGUGCGCUAUCUUGCCACUGCGAUCGGUCAGUACCUUGCUGGAGGAAAGGUGCAGGAAUACUCUCCAGAAACAAAGGUCGGACUCGCUGCUUCGGUUGGACCAAGUCGUGGAGUUGGCCAGAUGGGAAACUUUAACAUGUGGAGUUUUCUUGUGUGGUAUUUCAAGGCUCGGCAUAUGUGCACGAAUGUUGCUGCCGAGUACGCAGCGGGUGAGAGUCUCAUCUUGGGGUCCUUUUGA